AUGGUAAAGAAGAUAUACCACAAGAAGAAUGUUCAUAGUUGGCGCGACUUAGAUGGCCGAGCAGAACCUCUCCACGCUCGCCCAUGUCCUCUCAAGCCGCCCAACACACCAUCCCAUCUCAUUCCAUCUGCAUCUCACCCAUCCCACCUCACCACACUUGCAUUCCAUCACUACCAUCAUUCCACUGCAUUCACCAUUCUUCAAGUAACACCAAAUCAGAAAAGGAGUUAUAGCCAAAAGAGUGAAGGCUGCUCCAGACGGCCAUAUCGAGAAUCAGCGCCGAACGCGCAGACCGGCUGGCCGAGGAACGAUGUUCCGCGCUCGGCCAAAACCGAUUCCGUCCGACUGAAGUCUCGGCCAAAGUUCAAGCCAUCCGGCCGAUCACGCAUACGACCCGGGAAACAUUGUCCCGCGGUCGGCCAAGCAACGUCACGCCAGCCGCGCACGACCAAGCGCGCGAGCCGGGAAACAAAGCCUCGCGGCCGCGCAACUCGUUCCGCGUACCACGGCCGAUGCAUCCGUCCGAGCCGGGAAGACGUCCCACGUCCGGCCGAGAAACCAUCGGCCAAAUCUAUCCGCCCGACCAAGCCGGCCGACCGUAAACAUCCGGCCCGACCGUUCCGACUCGCCAAAGACCCGACUGUCCGGCCGACCGUCCCGACGACCGUCCGAACGCCGCGGUCGACCCGAAGCCGUUUUUGA
Molecule: messenger RNA, 702 nt
Organism: Microthlaspi erraticum
Lineage: Eukaryota; Viridiplantae; Streptophyta; Magnoliopsida; Brassicales; Brassicaceae
Source: the annotation of a GenBank genome assembly